Hypomesus transpacificus is the source of this 2396-nucleotide messenger RNA. Its product is annotated as CASP8 and FADD-like apoptosis regulator. The record is from RefSeq and is a predicted model, not a curated record. NCBI's taxonomy places the organism in Eukaryota, Metazoa, Chordata, Actinopteri, Osmeriformes, Osmeridae. Gene Ontology annotation, molecular function: protein binding; cysteine-type endopeptidase activity. Gene Ontology annotation, biological process: proteolysis; negative regulation of extrinsic apoptotic signaling pathway via death domain receptors. The transcript is spliced from 10 exons. The coding region runs from base 341 to 1777 and encodes 478 amino acids.
GUGGAAUUCCUGCCUGGAUGUUCUGCUGGUUAGGUUUCAGUCAUCCUGAAAUGGCGAUGGCGAUAAUUUUACUUUCACUUAGCUUGAAACUAAGAUGACCUUUCUGCAACACGGAGAGGGCGUGCUACUAAUUUACUAACGUUUUUACAUAUUUUCCGAUACAAGCAUGGGUUUUUAGGCUUAACCGUUGAUUGUGGCUUUUUAAUUUUUUGCAAAGGUGUUUCCCCAUCGGAGAUUUUGGUUUCUUUUCCGUAUUUCCUCUAGUUUGGGAAAUGCGUCACAUGCGUUCUUUCUGGCUUUAGACCGGCAAUCUAUUCAUGUGGACUCUGACUUUCAAGUGAUGUACGAUAUAAUCUCUAUGGGGGACGGACAGCUGCUUCAGACCAUCAACCGCUUAGCGGAGGAGCUCAGUUCCAGCGAAUGCAGGAGGCUGGCGUACCUGUGUGAAAGUCCGGGUUCCGUCAGCAGCGGGCCGGAUGUGAGAGAAAUGUUGAGGGCCCGCUUGAGCCAGGGUGAGGUGAAUCAUCUGUAUCUGGUGGAGCUCAUGUUCAGACUGGGGCGUUUUGACCUUUUAAGGAAGGUGCUCCUGGUCGAUAAGCAGGAUGUGGAGAGAAUUCUAGGCCACCUCAAAGGUGUGUCAGAGUACAGAUAUUUGAUGGAUGAUUUGAGUGAGGACAUGGGGUCAGAAGACUUGCAGGCUGUACUAUUCCUGCUCAGUCACACACUACCUAGAGACAGAAGGGAUAAAAUUACGAACUUCCUUGAUGUUGUUGUGGAAUUAGAAAAGUUGGACAAAGUGUCAUCUGACAGUGUGGACAUGAUUGAGCAAUGUCUAAGAAAUGUUGGCAGAGUUGAUCUGGCCAAGAAAGUCAAUCUGUACCAAAGUUCAGUCGGAACAUCACAUCCGCCGUCAGUUGUCCAACAUCAAAGGGUUGAGCCGAGGACAGAGAGGACUGCUGCCACUGCUACAUUCUCAUUAAAACAGAGACAUUCCUUCCAUCAAAGUGUUCCACAUAAGGUUUACGUGGCAGAGCCUGAAACCAGAAGGCCAUACUGUCAGAGCCCAGUGGAGGAUUACAGACUACGAACAGAUGGCCCAGGUGUAUGUGUCAUCAUAGACUGUGUUGGCAGUGAUGGAGGCAUGUUGAAAGAAACAUUUACCCAGCUCCAUUUCAAGGUGAUCCUGCAUAAGUGGCUGAGCGUUGAGGAAAUGUUGUCAGUGCUUAGGGGCGUGUCCAAACAGAGGGAGAUCCAGGAAGCAGACGCGCUGGUUGUCUGCAUCAUCAGCCGGGGUACGGCCACCGACCUCCUGGGGACUGACUCCGACAGCGUUGGUGUCCGCUUGGAUUCAGUUCGGAACCUCUUCACCUCAGACACCUGCCCCAGACUGACCGGGAAGCCCAAACUCUUCUUCAUCCAGAGCUACCGGGUCCCCAAGACCGAGCGCCGCUCCAGGGCCGCUCACAGAGACGAGGACCUGGAGACAGACGGGCUGUCAUCCCUCACGCUCGGUGUCGAGACUGUGCCCGCAGGGGCUGAUGUCUUCUGGGGCAACUGCUGGACAGAAGAGAGGCAGCUGGAGGAGACGGCCCACCACUCGGUGUACCUGCAGGCCCUAAGCCAGAGCCUGGUGACAGCACAGAGGAGGAGGACACACCUUGUGGAUGUUCACACGGAGAUCAACGGAAUGAUAUUCGACCACAACAGAAAAAGUCCUGGUGCAAUCUACCACAUCAACUUGAGACACACUCUGAGAAAAAACCUGUAUUUACAAUAGUCAGCUAUGUAAAAUGUUUUAGUCAGUACCACUAUCCAUUAUACCUGCUGAAAUAUAAUAUAGUGAAUAGGGCCCCCUGCUGGAAUCAAUGAUGUCAACACCCAGCGUUGGCCACAUCGUCAUUUAAACAGCUUUAUGAAUGACUUAUUACUGCACUUUUAGAAGUCUGAAGUAAUUUUGACAUUACUUUGUUUCAUUAGUAGUUGUAUUGCUCCCACCUAUCUAUACCACUCACUGUAGACAUCAGGCUGAUCUCGAGUCUCUUGCCUCAAUUCUCUACAGUCAGGGAAGCAUUUUAUUAUUUAUAGAUAUAAAUAUGAGCCAUUAGCUCUAGAAAUUAUGUAUCUUUUUAUUAACAUACUGAUAUCUUUGCUAUAUUGUGAGAUUUUAUAUUGUUAAGUUAUAUUGGUGCUACCAGUUACUUUUGAGUACACAACUACACAAUGAUUUAAAACACAGAAGCAUCAAUACUUUCAUAUUUAUUUAAUAUUUAGUACAUUCACAUGUUUUUAUUUACUUUGAUACAUAAGCUACUUACCUUCUCGUCACUUGCAUCAAUUAUUAUAGAGGAAUGGUAUGAAGACUAACACGUUUUGUUUUAGUUUAUACAAUUAUCCAC